Molecule: messenger RNA, 1014 nt
Organism: Glycine soja
Lineage: Eukaryota; Viridiplantae; Streptophyta; Magnoliopsida; Fabales; Fabaceae
Product: ervatamin-B-like
Exons: 2
Coding region: 28-360 (110 amino acids)
Cellular component (GO): lysosome
Molecular function (GO): cysteine-type endopeptidase activity
Source: RefSeq, a predicted model, not a curated record
UCGAAGGAAUAAACAAAAUAGUUAUAGAUGAUGGUUUGGGCUUUCAGUGUCACCCUAUCUGUACAACAACUCGUGGAUUGUGACCCUGCUAGCAAUGAUUGUGCUGGAGGCUUUUACUUCAAUGCAUUUGGUUACGUUAUAGAUAAUGGUGGCGUUGACACAGAAGCUCAUUAUCCUUACAUAGCCCAAAAUAGUACUUGCAAGGCAAAUGCAAACAAGGUUGUUAGUAUAGAUAACCUUGAAGUUGUGGUUGGACGAGAAGAAGCUCUUUUGUGCCGUGUUAACAAACAGCCUGUUAAUGUGACCAUAGAUGCAACUGGCCUUCAAUUUUAUGCGGGUGUAAGUAUCUUUAUUUAUUGACAAGGGGUUAAUUGAAUAUUAAUAAUGUUUAUAGAUUAAAGGUUAUUCAAAAUUAAAAACUUUGGGUAUGUUUAAUGUGUAUGCUAAUUGUGUAAAUUCUUGUGUUCUCAUAAUCACAUAAUGGAGGUGAGUAAUACAAGUAUAAGUGUGAAUUGAAAUCACACAUCUAAGUAAAAGUAAAAGUGAAAAAAAAAAACUUACGAGAAAAAGACUAUGGAAAGAAAGGUUACCUCUUAAUAAAAAGGAAUGAUAGCGAUGAGUGGCCUUAUGGUGUAUGUCCCAUCAAUGCUGCGCCUGGUUUUCCAAUCAAAGAGGUUGCAUCAUCUUUGGCUUUAUAGUGAAUUAGAGCAUGGAGUACUAUCCAUCCUUUUGAAACCUAUAGGUUUCUCUAACCACACCAACAUUUUGUAGUCUUGUCUUGGAUCCGGCCAUAUAUAUUACUACUUAUGUACUUGCCCUUUCUCCAAAAAUGAUAACGUUUAUGAACUACAAGUGCGUUUUGUAAUUCGGGUUAAGGUGCAUGCUUUAAUAUAAUAAUGAAUGGUGGUAGUUCUACCAGUUGGCUUGGGUUAAUUUAUUUCUUGGAGCAUAUUCAUAACUGGUUUAUGACUUGUAAGCGAAAAUUUCGUUAGUAAAAAUGUUAAGCAGAGGUAU